This is a messenger RNA of Leishmania braziliensis MHOM/BR/75/M2904, 3381 nucleotides long. Its product is annotated as putative DNA repair and recombination protein RAD54. Gene Ontology annotation, cellular component: nucleus. Gene Ontology annotation, molecular function: ATP binding; ATP-dependent chromatin remodeler activity; DNA translocase activity. Gene Ontology annotation, biological process: double-strand break repair via synthesis-dependent strand annealing; reciprocal meiotic recombination. Lineage: Eukaryota; Euglenozoa; Kinetoplastea; Trypanosomatida; Trypanosomatidae. The transcript has a single exon. Bases 1 to 3381 code for a protein of 1126 amino acids. The record is from RefSeq and is a predicted model, not a curated record.
AUGCGCAAGUCAACAGCAGGCAGCGGCGUUGCCAACGGCACGUUCCGCCCGCCCACAACGAGUGGUGAGGAUAAGCCGGCGGCGCGCAAGCCCAGCGUGCAUCCACUGCUGCCCGCCACCUCGGCUUCCGCCGUACCGCGCUUCAUGACCGGCUGGCGUGCCCUCAGCAGCGGCAGCUGUAAGGCGCCCGGAUCAGGGGAUUCCAGAAACACCAAUGACAGCGCUGCGGAUCUGCCUGGUCCAACUGUGGCCCUCGUCACCUCCACUGGCGUACGACGCGAGGUGAUGUACCCCACCGUGACCCCGCACAGUGCUGGCAGUACGGCAAACAAUGACCUCCUGGCGCACCGACUGGCACGGCGCAGCCAGAUAGACUACCACCAGCCGGAGUCCGCCUCCAAGGCGGUGGUCGCGCGGACCCUUCAAGCUGCUGCAGCAGCGCAGGGAAAGACAGGCGAUGAGGCCGAGGACUGCGAAGACCAGGGAAGCGGCGCCGCAAAACUGAUCAGGGUGGAGGCAGGCGCUGGCGGUGUGAAGUCAGUCCCCAGUGCACCUGAGGCUGCCGAUGGUAACGCAGCAUCAGCAGCCAAGGGGAGUCAUGAGGCCGCUGCGGCGGCUGCGAAUGACGACGCUAUCCCAACAGACAAGGUUGUGAGCUGCUACCCCGCCAGCCCCUAUGGCAAGCUGUACUUCCAGGUCGAGACGGACGGUGCGACGCGGCAUGAGUCUGUCGGCAUUGUCAUCAUUGAUACGGAGUUGCUGGGUGUCAUGAUGUACGACCGUGUGGGGCGGCAGUACGGCAACCGGCCCGACCCUGGUUACCCGAUCAAGCAGGAGGAAGUCGACAACGCCAAGGCCGGCAGCACCUUGAAGGUGGGCACAAAGCACGUGCUGCUCAUAACGGCUCUCACAGAAGAAGCGUUCCGUAGUGGCGAGUUCUUCUUGCGCUCCGAGCACGACCUCCGCGUGAGGGAGGACAAGGCCAAGGCCAAGGCCGACGCCGCGGCCGCCGAGGAGGCGAAGGCGCGGAAGCCCGAGAUGAGCUUUGGCAUCUCGCUCGGCAACAACAGUGCCUUUGCCUCCAUCCUCUUCCGCCGUCGCCCCAAGGAUGGAGAAACAGGCUUCGUCGUCCCUGUGGCCGGCCGACCAAAGAUGGGUAAGAACGGCAUCAUCAUGAACGAGCUGCGCCCGCUGCACGACCCGGACCGCGAGAAGGCGGUGGUGCUGUUCCGCGCCGACUACAAGCGUGACCUGCAUGGCCGUCGACAAGUCUCCGUCGUAGUAGACCCGAUAAUUGGCGACAAGCUGCGGCCACACCAAAUCAUCGGUGUGAAGUUCCUCUUCGACUGCAUCACGGGUGAGCGCAUGCUCGGCUACCACGGCGCCAUUCUGGCCGAUGAGAUGGGCCUGGGGAAAACGAUACAGACGGUGGCCACCAUCUACACAUGCUUGAAGCAAGGCAAGCACGGCCAGCCGACAGCCCGCAAGUGCCUCGUCGUGACACCGUCCUCGCUGGUGAAGAACUGGUGCAAUGAGUUUGACAAGUGGUUGGGCGAGGGGGCCGUGAAACAUUUUGCCAUCUCCGAGUCGACCCCGAAGGGCGACCGCAUCAUCUCCCGCUUCGACGGCGACGGCGACGUCCUCGUCAUCUCGUACGACCAGCUGCGCAAAUACAUCGACCGUCUCUCGAGACUGCGCUUUGUCGAGCUGGUCGUCUGCGACGAGGGCCACCGCCUCAAGAACGCGGAGGUGAAGACGACCAAGGCAGUGGACAUGCUGCCGACGCGCAAUCGCAUCAUCCUCUCCGGCACCCCCAUCCAGAACGAUCUAUCCGAGUUUCACGCCAUGGUCAACUUUGUCAACCCCGGUAUCCUCGGCAAUCGAGACCUCUUCACACGCGUCUUCGAGGAGCCCGUCUCUCUCGGCCGUGAUCCGGACUGCCCAGACCAUCUCAAGUCGCUUGGCCGCGAUCGCGCGCAUUACCUCUCGAUGCUGACGCAGCGCUUUAUCCUCCGUCGCACGCAGUCCAUCAAUGAGUCGUACCUGCCGCCCAAGGUGGACGUCACAGUCUUUGUGCGGCUGGGAGCAAAGCAGGAGCAGGCCUACCAGAAGCUGGCCGAUAUUGUCGAGUCUGCGGAGUGCACACCGCUGGUGCUCAUUUCCGCCCUGCGGAAGCUUUGUAACCACAUGGAUCUCUUCCACGACGCGGUCCACCUGUCCCAUCAGGUUGGCAAUGGCAUCGGUGCAUCGGCGCAGCAACAGCAGGCUGGGCGCCGCCGCGGCCGCAGCAGCGCAGCAGAUGAGCCACAGGGCAUCCCCUUCUCUGUGCUGCCCAAGGGGUUCAAGCCGGGUAGCUUGAGUAUGGACUACGGCAGUAAGAUGCACUUUGUCUCCCUCGUGCUCGAUGAGCUUCGAGAAAACGGCGAACACGACAAGCUCGUGAUCGUGUCGAACUUCACACAAACGCUCGACAUCAUUGCGGCGCUGUGCAACUCGAAGAGGAUCGCGUACUUCCAGCUUGAUGGCAGCACGCCCAUCAAGAAACGUCAGCAGCUGGUGGACUACUUCAACGUACCCGACUCACAGGAAGUUGUAUUUCUGCUUUCCUCGAAGGCCGGCGGCGUCGGGCUGAACCUGAUCGGCGCCAACCGGCUGAUUCUCUUCGACCCCGACUGGAAUCCCGCAAACGAUGCGCAGGCUAUGGGCCGCGUCUGGCGCGAUGGCCAGAAGAAGCGGGUCUUCAUCUACCGCUUGCUCAGCACCGGCACUAUCGAGGAAAAAAUCUACCAGCGGCAGGUGAGCAAGCAAGGCUUGUCGGCGAACGUGGUAGACAUGCAGGAAGACUCAAAACAGCACUUCACACUGGAGGAGCUUAAGUCCCUCUUCAAGUACAAAGUCGACACGCUAUGCGACACCCACGAUCUGCUCGGUUGCACAUCCUGCGAGGCAGCCGAGCCCUUGGCCACGAGCGACCGCGGGAGCCGCAGCAAGCAGGCGGAGGAGCUCAAGAUGCAGUUCCGCAAGGUGGGACAGCCGAAGAAAAAGAGCGGUCCACGCAUGGACGAGUUAAAGGCGUGGCGCCAUAUCAGCUCCGUGGCCUCUUUCAACCUUGACAGCGUCACCCGCGCCGUGGCAAGGCACGCGCCGUCACUGCUGUCCUUCCUCUUCGCUGACGAGCGUGACAACACCAAGAUGCCCAGACCCGUGGUGUCGACCCGCGUGAAGGUCGACAGACCCGCCUUCGAAGACGACGAGGAGACGAUCACGUGCGCCAGCCAGGCCGCCAUACAGCAGCAGGAGAGCGAAAUGGAGAUUGAGGUGAUCGACGACGACGAUGAGGAAGAGGGCGAGUUUGACUCUUCCGAGGAGGAGAGUGACUAG